Molecule: messenger RNA, 831 nt
Organism: Vidua chalybeata
Lineage: Eukaryota; Metazoa; Chordata; Aves; Passeriformes; Viduidae
Product: trypsin-like
Exons: 5
Coding region: 1-831 (276 amino acids)
Biological process (GO): proteolysis
Molecular function (GO): serine-type endopeptidase activity
Source: RefSeq, a predicted model, not a curated record
AUGGAGCCCCUCGGCCUCGUCCUCCUCCUCCUCCUCCUGCUGCCCCCCGCCCGGCCCCACCCCGGGCGGAUUUUGGGGGGCUCCGAGUGCCCCCCGGGGGCGCACGCGGGGCUCGUGCGGCUCUUCCAGUUUGACCAGUUCGUGUGCGGGGGGGCGCUGCUGAGCCCCCAGUGGGUGCUGAGCGCCGCCCACUGCCGGGCCAGCCACCUGCAGGUGCGCGCAGGUGAGCACAGCCUGGCGCAGGUGAGCGGCCACGAGCAGUUCGCCGCCGCCGUGGAGCUCGUGGUGCACCCGGACUUCGGCAAGGCCGCGGAAAACUCCCGAAAUCCCCAAAAUCCCGGGAAUUUCUCCCGCGACUCCGGCCGCUCCCACGACCUGAUGCUGCUCAGGGUGGAGCCGCCCUUCACCUGCGGGCCGCAGGUGAGGCCCCUCCCCCUGCCCCAGGCCACGCCCACCCCCGGCUCCACCUGCACCGUGAUGGGCUGGGGGAGCACCAGCAGCCCCGAGGAGUCGUACCCGGCCGUGCCGCAGUGCCUCAACGUCACCGUGCUCGGGGACAGCGCCUGCGGCGACGCCUACGGCGCGCAGGUGACGCCGGACAUGCUGUGCGCAGGUGUGCCCGAGGGCGGCAAGGACUCCUGCCAGGGUGACUCCGGGGGUCCCCUGCUGUGCCAGGGCCAGCUCCAGGCCGUGGUGUCCUGGGGCGAGCACCCCUGCGGUCAGCCCGGCCGCCCGGGCGUCUACGCCCGCGUCCGGCCCGCGCUGGCCUGGAUCCGGGCGGUCAUCGGCGCCUCCGCGGUGACCGCUGACCCCUCCUGCGGCCCGGAGUGA